AUGGAGUGUGCAAGACAGUAUACAGAGGCCGAGUUUCAUGAUCAUUAUUCGAGGAUGGAAUUAAAGUAUCCUGCUGUGACCGAUUAUCUAGAAAGGCGUGUAGAAGUAUCGAAAUGGGCCAAGUGCUAUUUUCCAGCAGAGAGGUACAAUCUAUAUACUAGUAACGUUGUGGAGUCCUUGAAUAGUGUGUUUAAAUAUGCAAGGAAGCUGCCAUUAUUACCUAUGAUAGAUGCGAUUGUUGAAAAAUUGUGUGAAUGGUUUAACAAGCAUAGGAACGAGGCUCCUUCAACGCCACCAGGACGCAAACUGAUUGAAUACAGCGUUCUUGGAUUCGAUGGGAUUAAUUACACGGUGAGCUUGAAAAAUAAAACUUGCUCGUGCAAGCUUUUUGAUAUAGACAAGUAUCUAUGUGUCCAUGCCUUAGCCGCAUUAGAAGCUUACAUGAAGCGGCCAGACAGAGAAGUGGAUAUCAAUGUGGAGGACUUGUGUUCGAUGUAUUAUUUAACCGAGCAGCGGGCUUUUGCUUAUAACAGAACCAUCUAUCAUGUUCCACAUAAGUCACAGUGGGUUGUUCCCGAUGAUGUUAACCAAUUGAGCGCUUUGCCCCCGGUUUACGAGCUAAAAAGGGGGGCAAAACAGCACUAUUUUACUGGAGGUGAAAACGCUGGAAGUGAAAAUGCUGGAGGUGAAAAUGGUGGAAGUGAAAAUGCUGGAGGUGAAAAUGGUGGAGGAGAAAAUGCUGGAAGUGAAAAUGCUAGAGGUGAAAAUGCUCGAAGUGAAAAUGCUGGAGGUGAAAAUGCAGGAGGUGAAAAUGCUGGAGGAGGUGUCUCGGGUGAUAACGUGGUUUAG
Molecule: messenger RNA, 849 nt
Organism: Eutrema salsugineum
Lineage: Eukaryota; Viridiplantae; Streptophyta; Magnoliopsida; Brassicales; Brassicaceae
Exons: 3
Coding region: 1-849 (282 amino acids)
Molecular function (GO): zinc ion binding
Source: RefSeq, a predicted model, not a curated record